AUGGAAGAAGAAGAAAAACUCCUUAUCCCAUAUCAAGAAAAAGACGAAGGAAACCGGCUUUAUAAGCUUGGAGAAAUUGAAAAUGCCAGUAAAUCUUACUCAAAAGCCCUUCUCGCUGUAAAUUAUUUAUUCAAAGAUGCAAAAAUUGUUGAAGAAGACGCAAUGAAAUACGUAAAAGAAAUAAAAAUCCCUUGUCUUUUAAACCUUUCAGCUUGUUACCUAAAAUUGAAAAGUUCUUACUCCCCCCCCUCCGUGAGUGGACAAAAAAAUUUUGUUCACUCACGGAGGGGGGUUAAUUUUUUUUUUAAAUAAUUUAUAUAUAAAUUUUAUAAAAAUUUUGUUUUUCGAAAUUUCAAAAAAUCCUAAUUCGCAAAAAUUGGAAAGCAAAUAAUAAUUUAAUUUAUAAAAUUUAUGUUUUAAAAAGCAAUUCGUAAAAUUAAAUAGAAUUAGCUCUAGAUUUCAUUAUAGUAAUUAUCAUUUAUAUAUCAAAAGUUUUUUUCAUAAAAAAUGUUUUCUAUUAAAAAAAUUUUUGUCACUCACGGAGGGUGAGUUUUUGGGCAAAAAAUAGCGAUUUUUUCUAAUGGUUUUGUUCACUCACGGAGAGGGGGGGGAGUUAUGAAAAUGUGAUUAUUCAUUGCUCUGAUGUUUUAAGUAUAGAGCCAGAGAAUUCCAAAGCACUUUAUAGAAGAGGAGUAGCUAAUAUGGAGCUUGCGAAUUAUGAUGAGGCCAGAAAAGACUUAAAAGAAGCCAGAAAUCUGGAGCCGAAUGAUAACAACAUAUAUGAAGCACAGGUAGAGCUGAAGAAAAAAAUUAGUGCUUAUAAAGAAAAAACAAAAAAAAUCGCACAAAAGACGUUUGAAAGCAAAAAAGAGCCGAUAAAAGAAUCUAGCCAAGAGGCUACAAAAGAGCAAGAGGCUACAAUAGAGCAGUCUCUCCAAGAUCCACAGCCAAUCCCAGACCUGCAGCCUGCAACACAGCCAUAUUUUUAUUUUUUAUUUAAAUGUUGCAGAAGAAGAGCUAAUAUUCAGCAUUAA
Messenger RNA from Blepharisma stoltei, 1034 nucleotides. Lineage: Eukaryota; Ciliophora; Heterotrichea; Heterotrichida; Blepharismidae. The record is from the annotation of a GenBank genome assembly.